Messenger RNA from Rhinolophus ferrumequinum (greater horseshoe bat), 3430 nucleotides. It is a transcript of the gene TMEM178B, whose product is annotated as transmembrane protein 178B. The record is from RefSeq and is a predicted model, not a curated record. Gene Ontology annotation, cellular component: membrane. NCBI's taxonomy places the organism in Eukaryota, Metazoa, Chordata, Mammalia, Chiroptera, Rhinolophidae.
ACUAGAGGACGGAGGUUUUGAAAAGACCCGACCCAGAGAGGAAGAACGUUUUUUUUCAGCUUGCAGACCGGAAGGAGGAGAGUCGCUGAGAGGGAGACCUGGGUGGGACUCCGGGCAGCCGGCCCUGGCAUCUGGAGGUUUCCUUCGCUGGCCGGGCUCAUCGCGCGUGUUUCAGUUCAUCCUGUCGCCGAGCAGCUUCUCCUGACAGCCCCCACCGUUCCCCGAGAAAGCUGGGCGAGGGGAUCCUGUCGCCAGCCUGCACAGAGAAAGCCCAGCAGCCCCACCGCAGACGAGGGCACCAGCUCUUUAGUUUCCGGCCGGAGGACAGCUGCGCCCGAAGCCGGGCUGCGUGCAGACGCGGCCGGUUGGGAGCAGUCGCUUCCUGCGGGGCAAGGAGGGGGCAGGAGGUGGCCGUACCCGUGUCGCCGACGCCGCCGGAGGCUGCACCUGACCCGGAGGAUGCCCAGGAGCUUGCCGGAGCCUGCCCGGAUCAGAACUUUGUAGGCUGUUCGCCCCCAUCCCCUCAGUCCCUGGGCCGCGUACCGGCAGGUGGGGGCCAAGGGGGCGCCGCCGCGAGGCCCCCUGCUGUCUCCCUCCCCCCUUGGCUCCGCCGCCCGCCGCUUUGUUCGGGGCGCGAGGAGGGAAGGCGAGGCUGCGGCGGAUCAUGCCCAUGGUGUAGCCGCGAAGCGGAGGCAUGGCUGCCGGAAGGUUACUGCUCUACACGGGCCUCUCGCUAGCGCUCUGCGCCCUCGGCAUGCUGGCCGUGGCCAUCUGCUCGGACCACUGGUACGAGACGGACGCCAGGAAGCACAGGGACAGGUGCAAGGCCUUCAACACCCGCCGGGUCGACCCUGGCUUCAUUUACAACAACAACAACAACUUGCCGCUGCGGGCGAGCCGCUCGCGCCUGGACCGCUGGGAGGGCAAACUCCUCCGGGCCCGCAAUCGCCGGCAGCUGUUCGCCAUGAGCCCCGCGGACGAGUGCAGCCGGCAGUACAACUCCACCAACAUGGGCCUCUGGAGGAAGUGCCACCGGCAGGGCUUCGACCCCGAGAUCGAGGCCCUCAUUCGGAAAGGAGAAAUCGAACGGUGCACGUACAUCAAAUACCACUACUCCUCCGCCACCAUCCCCAGGAACCUCACUUUCAACAUCACGAAGACCAUACGUCAGGAUGAGUGGCACGCCCUGCACUUGCGCAGGAUGACAGCUGGCUUCAUGGGCAUGGCGGUGGCCAUCAUCCUCUUCGGCUGGAUCAUCGGCGUCCUGGGCUGCUGCUGGGACCGAGGCCUUAUGCAGUGUGCCGGGCUUCUCUUCCUUAUGGGAGGAACCUUCUGCAUCAUUUCACUGUGCACCUGUGUGGCCGGGAUCAACUUUGAGCUCUCCCGCUACCCACGCUACCUGUACGGACUCCCGGAUGACAUCAGCCAUGGCUAUGGAUGGUCCAUGUUCUGUGCAUGGGGGGGCCUGGGCCUCACGCUCAUCUCGGGGUUCUUCUGUACCUUGGCCCCUUCUGUCCAACCUGUCCCGAGGACCAACUGCCCUAAAUCCAGACCCGAGAACGGGACAGUGUGCUAAAAAACAAACCCAUACAUAUAUAUAUAUAUAAAUAUAUAUAUAAUAUACAUAUAUAAAACAAAACUAAACCAAGACGAUGCCAGUGCCACGGCAGAGUUGAGUUGGCUCAGGCACCCACAUCUCGUCGGACUGUGUGCCGCCUCAUCGCCGAGAUGGGGAAGGCGUCCCCAUCCUGUGGCUCUUCCAUCGGUUCUUAACUUUGGGCUCCAUGGUUUCUUGAGGACAGCGUGACCGUCACCACUCGCGAUAGCGUCUUGAUUCCCGUCACUCACGAGGACGGGGUGGUGGGCUGGAAAGGGACGGGGCCAGUGGUCUGGAGUGGCACCGACGUAGAGAAGGCCAUGCCCCCCACGGGGCCGAGAGGAGAGUCACCACCCCGGCACCGGCCAUGUCGCAAACAAAGCCCUUAGUGCAUAGAAUGUCACCACGUCUUUGAGGCCAUGUGGUGAGCCGCUUCUCCUCGCGCUCGUCCUGUUCUGACUUCCUUCCUGGCCCACCAGCGACACAUGGAAAGUGGCAGAGAAACCAAGAAGGAAGUUUUCUCUCUGCUGCCAAACUGUUGGACCAAGUAGUAGAAGUGGGGGCGAGGAGGGAACAGUGUGCUGACAGGCAAGGUCCGGUCAAUCAAAAGACCCUUCAGAGGAUGCUCAGAACACCCAGUCGUACCUUCCAGCUGCCUUACACCCGGUUAAACAAGAGGCUGCUCUGCCCACACCCCCCCCUGCACCCCCCGGGCAGAAGGGAGCCUUGGAGUAACGCUGUGAUGUGCGUGUGCGUGCGUGCGUGCGUGCGUGUGUGUGUGUGUGUGUGUGUGUGUAACUACUCCGGGUGGUUUCCUUUUUUUCUUUUCACCGUUUUAAAUGCAAAUCCUGCAUUGUGACCUCUGUCUGUCUAUGCUUCGUGGUGGUUUCACGGCCCAACAUCCAGGAGGAGUAAUGAGGGGCGAGCCCAUAUGGGUGCCAUUUCUGCAGCUUCCGGUCCCCGGAGUGUGUGUGUGUGUGUGUGUGUGUGUGUGUGUGUGUUUUCUGAGUGUGGGGUUGUAUCGUUUGUUGCAUUUUUCUGUUAUUUUUAGUGCAGCUGAAUUUCCCAGAGGGCAGAACCAAGAACACAGCUGCUGGGCAGAGGCUCCUGUGGUUCUUUCCAUCACAGUUGUGGGACGUCACAGGACUUAGUCCUCUAACUUUGGAAGUUCAAGACACAGCUGGGCACAAAAGCCACGAGAGAAGCGGGGGAGCACGGUUCAGCAGGGAGGAGGAAUGUGGCCUCUGUGGCUGUUGUACAAGUCCGUCUACCGCACGAGACCUUUUCCUCCCCAUCGUGGAAGCUGCCCUUCGUCACUGGACAUCUACCCCUUUUCUAGGGGCGACUUCUGUACAGAUGCAAGAAAAUGGGUCACAUGCCGAGAGAGUACCUCCAUGUCCCACGGGCUCGAGUUUGUAUGAUAGUGUGUAAAUUCACGGAGAACUCUUGACUCUUUCCAUCUUCUUCCUUUUCCUCUUGAUAUUCAAGGCCAUGAAUCCCCAAAUCGCCGUCGUAGUGGCUAGUGCCCAAACACGUGGCGGAAAGCCAGCCCAGUGUCUCAGGCUCGUGUGAGCAGGUUGGCACUGCAGGUGAUGCUUGCUCCGAAGUCAGCCAGAGGGUGGUGAAAGCUGUAGGGGCAGGAGUCUGCCCGAAAGAGUGGGCAGGAGCAGCUGACGGUCACCUCAGUAACACCGCUGGGCUGAGCAGCCCUGGGGAGGCAAGGAGAGAGUCCCCCGGCUGUAUAGCCGUGGGUCAGCCAUGCAGCCGAGAAUUCAGCUGCUUCAGAAGUAAAUACGCUCUGGGAACUUGGCGCGCUACCCGGCAGCCUUUCUU